Molecule: messenger RNA, 1386 nt
Organism: Drosophila albomicans
Lineage: Eukaryota; Metazoa; Arthropoda; Insecta; Diptera; Drosophilidae
Product: purine nucleoside phosphorylase
Exons: 2
Coding region: 65-919 (284 amino acids)
Biological process (GO): nucleoside metabolic process
Cellular component (GO): cytosol
Molecular function (GO): S-methyl-5-thioadenosine phosphorylase activity
Source: RefSeq, a predicted model, not a curated record
AUCAACAAUUGAAAUUAAUUUUUUGGAAAUUGUUUAAAAUAUUAAUUUUCUGGUAGGAAGGACAAUGGGAGAGCCACUUACCGAUUCUAAAGAAGUAAAAAUUGGUAUUAUUGGCGAAUCUGGUCUAGAUACUCCUUUGGCAUUAAAUGAUAGAAAAGAAUGUGCUGUAUGUACACCAUUUGGAAAGCCUUCAGACAUUAUUAUUGAGGGAGAUAUUGAAAAUGUCAAAUGUGCACUGCUUUCAAGAAGUGGUCGUCUUCACGAUAUAAUGCCAUCUAACGUUAAUUAUAGGGCUAAUAUUUGGGCUAUGCGUAAGUUGGGAUGUACUCAUAUCUUGGCAACGAACACUGUUAGUUCGCUACGUGAUUAUAUUCAUCAAGGCGAUGUUGUAGUUCCACAUGAUAUUAUUGAUAAUACUACAAAACGGGAACAAACAUUUUAUGAUGGUGCUGUGGGUAGCCCUUUUGGUGUUUGUCAUUUGCCAAUGUACCCUGUAUUCUGUGAACGAACAAGAAAUCAGCUAGUAAGAGCGGCAAAUCUGCUGGAGAUUGCGACACAUUCAAAGGGAACCGUAAUCACUUUAGAAGGACCGCGUUAUUCUACAAUUGCUGAAAACAAUUUAUUUAGAAGCUGGGGGGCUGAUCUUCUUAGCAUGACGUUAUGUCCCGAAGCUGCACUAGCUAAGGAAGCAGGAAUUCUAUAUGCAUCUUUCUGUUUUGUAACUAACAAAGAAUGCUGGUGUGUUAACCAGCAAGUAGCAAAUACUCAUGAAAUAAUAUAUGCAUUUAAGAAGAAGUUAGACAAAAUUCAAAAUAUUCUAAUUAAUACUAUUAAAGGCAUUUCCCAAGAGAACUGGUCAGAGGAGAUAUUAAAAGCAAAGAUGUUAGUUUGUAGUAACUUUUCAAAUCGAAAUCAGUAAAAUAAUAUUACAACUUAAUAAAUACAGCAAUAAAGGCUAUUCUCAAUUUGAUCAACAAUUUAUUGCUGGAGAUUUUUUUUAUAUAUUCAUUUGUGCCAAAAAUGAUUGAUGGCAACGAAGCAGCCGUUUGCAAAAAUAUAUCAGCUACUUAAUUAUGUAAUCAAAUCGAGCUGAGUUAAAUUAAAUUGAUUAAAAAUUCUAAUAGUAAGAAUACUGUCUAUCUUUGAAAUGAAAAAUAUGUAGCAAUAUAACUGAAUUCAAUACAUUUGCUUCAAAAAUUUAUCAUUCGGAACUCGGAUACAAAAAAGUGGACUCCGUAAAUGAAAAUCGGCUUGAAACUACUGUCUACGUCUCUGGAUGAAAGUGAUUUAAUUGGUGAUUUAUUAAAUUGCUAAUUUUAAUAACCAAAAAAAAAUAAAGCAUGUAUUAUAGUUUUUCACAAAUUAAACAAGAAAUUACAUAAAAAA